AGAUAACAAAAUAUUAAUUAAUAUUUUUCAGGUAUACCUUAUGCUCUUCAUCAAGCUGGAUUCGGAUUUGGAAUAAUAUUAUUAAUACUGAUAGCAGGUCUAACUGACUAUUCUUUAAUUUUAAUGGUUAGAAGUGGCAAUAUAUGUGGUGAAAUGAGUUAUCAGGGUUUAAUGAGAGCCAGUUUCGGUCGUACGGGGUUUUAUAUUCUUACAAGCCUGCAAUUUAUUUAUCCUUUUAUAGCAAUGGUCUCUUAUAAUGUUGUCGUUGGUGACACAGUAACAAAAGUGUUAAUAAGAAUAACAGGUAUAAGUGAAACGAGCAUUUUCGCUCAUCGUCAAGUGGUUGUUUUCUUUGCUACUGCUUGUAUCACUAUACCGUUGUGUCUUUAUAGAAAUGUAGCUCGUUUGGCCAAGAUUUCUUUUCUUUCAUUAGUCUGCGUUGGUUUUAUUCUUUUGGCGAUUUUAAUUCGGAUGGAUACAAUGUCAACAAUUGUGCCAAAUCAAGAAGAUAGUUGGCGAAUCGCAAAUUUUCGUGGCAUAGUUCCAUCCGUUGGAAUUAUGGCAUUUGCCUUUAUGUGCCAUCAUAAUACUUUCCUUAUCUAUGAGUCUAUAGAAAGGGCUACUCAACAAAAAUGGGAUAUUGUCACUCAUUGGUCAUUAUUUACAUCUUUUUUGAUCGCUGCAGCUUUUGGAAUCAUUGGAUAUGCCACAUUUACCUCAUAUGUUCAAGGUGAUCUUAUGGAAAAUUAUUGUUGGGAUGAUGAUCUGAUGAACUUCGCUAGACUUAUGUUUAGCGGUACUAUUCUUUUAACGUUUCCUAUUGAAUGUUUCGUCACAAGAGAAGUAAUAUUGACAGCUAUUAAAGGAACCGAUGAACUUGAAAAUCAUACAGCUUAUGUACCUAAUUCUGAUCGAAAAUAUCUGAUAAUCACUUUGACAAUAGUAGUAGUCGCUUAUUUAAUCUCUAUGUCCACUGAUUGUCUUGGAGUGGUCCUCGAAUUGAACGGCAUUCUUGCUGCUGUACCAUUAGCCUAUGUUCUUCCUGGUCUUUGCUACCUCAAACUCGAAGAAGGAUCAAUGUUCUCAUCAAAGAAACUUCCAGCUUUGGGAUUGAUGACCGCUGGCAUGUUCGCUGCAACCUCCGGCUUAUUAUUGUUGAUUCUGAAUAGAGAUACUUCUGGUUCCUGUGUACACGGAAAGGUGGGGAGUUCGAGUUAUAACUUGAUUUUCAAAUGCAUUAGAAUGGAAGUUUCGAAAAACGAGCAGAUAGUUGAUACAUAUGAGAAAAUUUAUGGAGAUGAAUGUCGAAUCUGUUUGAAAAAAGCUGUUGAAAUUUGUGAACUUUUUAGAAAUGGGGACACUAUUCCUCGUAAACUUAUGGCUGUUGCCUCAGUACAGGUUAAAGAAGGAGAUGGUUUACCACCAAUAAUCUGUUUGUCUUGUAAUCAACGUUUGGAUGCAUCUUAUAAUUUUAAAUGUCAAAUACAAAAUUCAGAUACAAAACUUCGUCAAAUCUUAAAACUAAAAUCUUCUAAUGAUUCUGUUACCAGCACCAGUAUAGUUACAGCAAUAAUUGCUGAUGUAAUAUCUAGUGUAAUAUCAUCUGAGAAAGAAAAUGUAGAAAAACAAGAAAUUUGUCCUACAAAUUUCUCUCCUGAAAAUUUUUGUUUUAUAAAAGAUGAAACUUCCUUUUGUCUUAAUACACAGGAAAAUUUAUUUUGUCAUGAUAAAGAAUUAGAAAAUCAAUCACAAAAUUUUCAAAAUGAUACAGAGCAACGAAAAAAUUUAGAAAAUGUAAAUGUUUAUAAAAAUUUAUUAAAUGAUAAUUCUGUAAGACAAAUCAAUUCAAUGAAACAAGAAUUUUCUCUAUUAGAUGGUCAUGUAGUACAAAAUAAAGAUAUUUUAAAAGAAGAAGUAAAUAUUGAAGAAAACCAACAAAUGUUAGAAGAAAUAUCGAGGAUGGAUAAUAUUCAAGAUGAUGAAGAAAAACCAUUAAUUUCACGUACAACUAGAUUACGUUGUACCCAAUGUAUUAAGUCAUUUCAUUCAAAAGUGGCUUUACAGAGACAUGCCAUUGUACAUAAACAUAAAACUAAAUUACGUUAUGUUUGUUAUGUUUGUGAUAAACAAUAUUCUACUCUUGCAAAAGUAAAAAAUCAUGUUGCAAUUUGUCAUGAAGUUCAUGAUAGGAAAGAAAAUAAUCAACAUAAGAGAAUUAAAUAUGAGCAAAGCAAAACAAUUAUAAAUGUACAAGAUAAGAGAAUUAGUAAUGUCCAAGAUAAAAAAAUAAAAGUGCAAAAAAAUGAUGAUUUUUCUAAAAAGCAAAAAAAAAACCUAAAAUUCACAUGUGAAGUUUGUUCAAAACAAUUUACUUAUCAAAAAUCAUUUAUUACACAUGCUAAAAGUCAUCCAGAAUAUAAAUUAGAAGAAUCAGAUGAUUUAUCUCAAUAUUCAUCCAAAGGAAGAUCUAUAGAAACUAUUAAAGAAGAAGAAGAGAAUGAAGAAGAAGAUGAGGAAGAUGAAGAAGAUGAAAAUCUUCCUGUUGAAAGUUUACAAUGCACUCAAUGUGGAAAAUUAUUUGCAACAAAAAGGAAUCUUAAAAGGCAUGUUUCUACACAUAGUGGAUUAAAAUAUACUUGUGAAACAUGUGGUAAAGGAUUUUCAAGAAUAGAUAAAUUAAAAGAUCAUGAGCAAUCAAAACAUAAAUCUGAAUUAUUUGAAAAUUCUGAUUUUGAUGAUAAAGAAGAUAUAGACAAUAUAAAUAAAGGAGACUGUUUAGAAGAAAGAAAAAAGGAUCGUCAUAAUAGACCUCACAAAUGUGUAAUCUGUCCUAAAUCUUUUGCACAGGCUCAAUCAUUAGCAAAUCAUAUAGAACGUCAUAAACGUGUCAAAGAAACGCAAAAAAGAUUUCUUUGUGAAGUUUGUAGCAAGUGCUUUGCACAAAGUGGUUCUUUGGUAGCUCAUAUGCGUACUCAUACAGGAGUUAAACCAUAUGUUUGUAACAUAUGCAGUAGAGCUUUUACAAAAAGCACCUAUUUACAAUUACAUUUGCGUACUCAUAGUGGAGAGAAACCUUAUAUAUGUCAAUAUUGUAGCCGGGCUUUUGCACGUGCUAAUACAUUAGCACGGCAUAUAACAAUGCACACAGGAGAAGCAAAAUAUCAUUGUCAAAUUUGUACAAAGUCAUUUAGAAGAUUAACCUCAUUAAAUGAACACACUUAUACACAUACUGGACAGAGACCAUAUGCAUGUAAAAUUUGUACAAAAAGAUAUAAUAAUGCUGGAUCACUUUAUGCACACAGAAAAAAAUGCAAAGCACAGCAAUUAUCUACUCCAGGAUUUGCAGUUUCUGAAGAAAAUUCUGUAUCACAACCAGAUUUAGAUGUUCCUCAAGUUUUGAUUUAUUCUCACAGGAAAUUAGUAGAAGAUGCAACUGUUGGACAAGUUACACCUACACCACAAUAUAUGAUAGCAAACGUACACAAUCAGAAGAAUACAACAUCAAAUAUGAUUCAAUCUUUUUCAGUGGAUGAUCCAAAUGUUUAUGCAAUUAAUUCGAAGCAAUUUAAAAAUCCUUAUUAUACAAUUUAUCCAAAUAUGUAAAAUAAUAACUUGUGCAGGAUAUAAUUGAUUAAAGAAUACUUUUUUUAAA
This is a messenger RNA of Apis dorsata (giant honeybee), 3652 nucleotides long. Its product is annotated as zinc finger protein 484-like. The coding region runs from base 124 to 3603 and encodes 1159 amino acids. Gene Ontology annotation, molecular function: zinc ion binding. The record is from RefSeq and is a predicted model, not a curated record. The transcript has 8 exons. Gene Ontology annotation, cellular component: nucleus. Lineage: Eukaryota; Metazoa; Arthropoda; Insecta; Hymenoptera; Apidae.